AUGAUUCCUCGCAUCAUUCUGGCAUUGAUUCCCGUCAUAUCGCAUACCGUAGCUGACAUAUGCUCUCACUGUUCAUGUGAUGAAGAUUCGAAGUCGGUUACUUGCUCUUCCCCCAGCCUCCUUGUACGAACCGUCUCGCUACUUCCUUGGAUUGAAGAAUUACGCCUCGUCGACUUAAAUAUGCCCUAUCCACCUCACUUCGUUUUCCAUCCAACUCUUCAAGUUCUGCACAUCAACCGAUGCGGCUUGCAGGAGCUUUCUGCUCAUACACUGCUUCCACUACCAAAUUUGGUAGUGCUCAAUUUGGCCGAUAACCAUCUUACAACUCUUCCGAAGAAUCUUCUACGAAGUUUAAAACAUUUACGUAUCUUGAAUUUGGCUAGAAAUCAAAUAGCCAACAUCUCCCAUUUAUCAAAUAUGCUUGCUGAAAACGUCGUGCUUGAGAAGCUCGACUUAAGCGAAAAUCCAAUAUCUUUCUCAACUGUAAAUUCCUUUAUUCUGCCUUCAGUGCAACUUUUCCUUUCACACGCCAAUCUUGCUUUCAUCAACUCCACAGCAAUGAUCUUCCACCCAUCAGAGAUUUGUCCGAAAGAAGUGGGCUGCCGUAUCCUGCCGCUAAGCCGUGCUGAUUUGGCUCGCCUUGACAACUUGGAUGUUUCUGAAAACAUUCUCGAAGUUGAUAUCUCGGCACUCAAUGCUCUUUCAAACGCCAAUUACCUAGAUUUUUCUCACACUCAUCUCCCUUUGGAUUUCACCAUCUGGUUAGAGGAGAAGAGCAGAGUGAAGUACUUGAAUCUCUCUAAUGCUAAGAUCCAUUUAUACGGCGAUAGCUGGUCUGUUUGUGGUAGAGAAUUGAAGCAGCUCGAUAUCAGCGGACUAGGACUGAAACGACUACAAUUAAAUCCAAAUUGUGUGUUGAAAACUGUAUUCGCUAGAAAUAAUUUGCUGGAAACCAGUCAUCUUGAAGGUCGUUCGCUAGAACAACUGCACAUAGAUCGGAAUCUCUUCACGGAUUGGCUCAUUCCCCCGCCAGGAGUUAUUCUAGAGAACCUUCGCUCGCUUACUAUCUCGUCCAACCUGCUUACUUACAUACCUCCCCAUGCUCUUUCUUAUUUUCCGAAUCUGCAACAUCUUGACGUCUCACGAAAUCAGAUAAACCAGAUUGACCAUCUCGCAUUCCCGAGCCUCGGUAUGCAGCUUAUUUCUAUCGACUUGUCAUUCAACAAGCUCUCAAUUCUACCUCAUCCUGUGCUGCCAUCGCUUAAUUAUUUGGAUAUUUCUAGCAACGAAAUCGUUACCCUGGAUCCGAUGUUCUUCAUCGCUAUGCCCCUACUUCAACACCUUAAGUUGACGAACAAUUCAAAGAUUUUUUCGAAGUGUGUUGAGCAGUGCUGGUUGGAUCAUCUGGACGAAUUAACGGGCCUCAUAGAUCUCGACCUUUCUCAUUGUGCCCUCUCAAGAACACCGCCCUUGUCACAUCUUUCGUCGCUUCGCUCUCUAAUUCUUCGUGGAAAUCAGAUCGUGGAUGUCAACGCUGCUGAACUGCCACCAAAUCUUAGAAUUCUAGACUUGGGUGAAAACCGCUUGCAUUUUACAAAGAACUUAUCACGGCUGCAUUCGCUUCGGGACCUUCGUGUUGAUACAAAUCCACUUAGAUGCGAUUGCUCACUGCACGACAUUAUUCCGUACCUAAUCAAUCAAACUCAAGUCAGCGAUCCACAGCUGUAUUACUGCUUUUCUGGUUCAUGGCAGUAUCCCUUAGUGCCGUACCUUGCCAGCACUACAUCGUGUACAGACAACAGUACUGCACAAUUCGUGCCAAUGCUUGCCACCACAUUCGCUCUUUUCGUUAUCAUAGUUUGUCUUCUGUUACUCUCAGUGGUCGGCUAUAGACGCUGCAUUGAUAAUCAUGCCUAUAGACUGCUGGCAACAGAUAGUCCGAGGCAACUGUAG
This is a messenger RNA of Angiostrongylus costaricensis, 1953 nucleotides long. The record is from the annotation of a GenBank genome assembly. NCBI's taxonomy places the organism in Eukaryota, Metazoa, Nematoda, Chromadorea, Rhabditida, Metastrongylidae.